AUAUCAAGGAGUCGAAGAACCCUAACUUUCUCUCUCUGGAGGUCAUCGAACCGCAGCCUAGGGUUUUGCAUUUGGAGCUCUAAUUUGCUAAUUUCCUGAAAAUUUUACGUAUCAUUGCUUGAUUGGUACUCAGGGGUUCUGAAAACCCUUAAAAGCCCUAACAUUGACGAAUGAUUAUUUCAAUUCUAGGGUUUACGCUGGUCUUGCUCAUAUAAAAGUGAUAAGAGAUGUCUAGUUAUGAUGGAAGGUACGAGGGCAAUGGGGAGAAAUACACUGAUUGGGGCUCUCCUAGAGGUGAUCACAGUGGCCCUGGAGACAGGGAUUCAAAGUCACAUGUAGGCGAGCAUGUUACCCGAGACUAUGGACGAGAUUCAGGUACAGGAAAGAGUAGGGAUAGAGAAAGAGAAAGAGAAAAAGGGAGGGAAAGGGACUAUGAUCGCCAUCAUAGGGACCGUGAUCUCCAUCAUAGGGACCGUGACAAGGGUAGAUAUGAGAGAGAAGAAAGAGGACGAGAAAGACCUGAUGAUUACCAUAACAGGCGCAGUCGUGAUCGUGAUUAUGAUAGGCAUGGGGACUAUGAUCGCGAUAGAGAAGGGCUUCAUCACCAUGGAUCUCGAUCUCGGUCGAGGGAUAAAUCUAGUCAUAGAACGAGAUCUUGUUCACGCUCACGCUCCCGAUCUAAGAGCAAAAGGAUAAGUGGGUUUGACAUGGCACCUCCUACAGCAAUGGUUCCUGGUGCUGCAGUUCCAGGUCAGGUUCCAGGAGCUGCUCCAGCUGUGCCUGGAAUGUUGCCAAGCAUGUUUUCAUUACCUGGACAGUUUGGAGCCAUGCCAAUGCCUGUCCAGGCAAUGACCCAGCAAGCUACUCGACAUGCUCGGCGUGUGUAUGUUGGAGGCCUUCCACCCAUUGCUAAUGAACAGUCUGUAGCAACGUUCUUCAGCCAGGUGAUGGCUGCUAUCGGAGGGAAUACAGCUGGGCCAGGCGAUGCUGUUGUUAAUGUAUAUAUAAAUCAUGAAAAGAAGUUUGCCUUUGUGGAGAUGAGAUCAAUUGAAGAAGCUAGUAAUGCAAUGGCUCUGGAUGGUAUCCUUUUUGAGGGUGCCCCUGUGAAGGUGAGGAGACCUAGUGAUUACAACCCUUCUCUUGCCGCUGCUCUUGGCCCUAGCCAACCCAACCCAAACCUGCACUUGGCUGCAGUUGGCCUGACUCCUGGUGCAGUAGGUGGUCUUGAGGGGCCUGAUCGAAUAUUUGUUGGUGGGCUUCCAUAUUACUUAACAGAAGUCCAAAUAAGGGAACUCCUUGAAUCUUUUGGGCCUUUAAGGGGGUUUGAUCUUGUCAAGGACAGAGAAACAGGGAACUCGAAGGGCUAUGCAUUUUGUGUUUAUCAGGACCAGUCAGUAACUGACAUUGCUUGUGCUGCUCUUAAUGGGAUAAAAAUGGGCGAUAAGACUCUCACUGUUAGGAGAGCAGCUCAAGGCAAUGCUCAACCUCGACCAGAGCAGGAUUCUGUGUUGCUCCAUGCUCAGCAACAGAUAGCCUUGCAGAAGCUUGUGUUCCAAGUUGGUGCUCAGCCUACCAAAGUUGUUUGCUUAACCCAAGCUGUAAAUGUGGAUGAGUUGAAGGAUGACGAAGACUAUUUGGACAUAAUGGAUGAUAUGAGAGAAGAAGGCGGAAAGUUUGGAUCAUUGGUUAAUGUUGUCAUCCCACGCCCAGGUCCCAUUGGUGAACAAUUUCCUGGAGUAGGAAAGGUUUUCUUAGAGUAUUCAGACACUGAGGGUGCAAGUAAGGCAAGGGCUACUCUCAACGGGAGAAAGUUUGGGGGCAACACUGUGGUUGCGGUUUAUUAUCCUGAGGACAAGUUCUCAAGGCAAGAAUACGAUGGUUAGUUUUCAAAUCUCAUAUUUCUUUUGCCGGCAACUCGUAUUGAGGAUCUGAAUAUGGGAGAGCAAAACAAUAUUAACCAUGAUGAUCCAUUAGCCCCUGUAGCAGUUUCUCUCUCCUCUGUAACUUUACAUUUUAUUUCACCCUGUUGUAAAUUCUAAAUGGAUUAGUAGGUAGGUAGAGUUGAACUUUGCACUUUAUUUUUCUUUUUUUCUUUUUUUUUUUGUUUUUUGUUUUUUGAUAAAUGAACCUUGCUCUUCCUCUAUGGACCCGUUUUGUUUUGGGAUUACACAGACCAAAGGAGUUGGUUUGUUUUUUUGUUUUUUUUUGUCAUAUAUAUAUGGUGAUUUUAUUUCUGGAA
Messenger RNA from Amborella trichopoda, 2239 nucleotides. RefSeq names its product splicing factor U2af large subunit B. Gene Ontology annotation, cellular component: nucleus. Gene Ontology annotation, molecular function: RNA binding. The record is from RefSeq and is a predicted model, not a curated record. NCBI's taxonomy places the organism in Eukaryota, Viridiplantae, Streptophyta, Magnoliopsida, Amborellales, Amborellaceae. Gene Ontology annotation, biological process: mRNA processing.